AUGGACUCGAAACCGAUGCCUCCGGAUCUGAAUAAAAGUCAUGAGCAAAACAAUCAACAACUUUAUGUCAGCUCACAGACAGAUCCUAUCAUUAGUGAGAGCACCCGAAGUCAGAGACGGGGACUAUCCGUCUCUUUUGCCGAUAAGACCGAUGUGAUCGUCGAUGAGACCAAACAGGCUAUCACUGAAUCCAUGAAGGCUUUACAGAGUGCCAGCAAAUUAGGGAGUAUACAUGAAGAAUAUUAUGGGACACCUGAGGAUAUGGGCGCCGAAAGUACGGCACUACUCAAACAAUACCGGGAACGACACCGAACAAAGUUGGGUUAUGCGCGUAGAAACUCAUACUUAGAGCAAUCAUUGGGAGGCGCCUCGUGGGUGACGGGAGGCUUUUUGCUGGUUAGUGCAGCACUGGGUGCUGGUAUUCUCAACUAUCCGGUUGCUUACGAUAGAUUAGGUGGUAUAUUCACGGCCACUGUUGUCCAGUUGGGCGUACUAUUUAUAUUGUCGACCACAAUGAUGAUACUUGUCUAUUGUUCAAACAUCAAUCACGACAACUCAUACCAUGAGGUUCUCUACAGUAUAUGCGGGUCGACCGUCAAAAAUAUGGCAGCCGUUUCUAUAUUAUUGUCUACAUUUGGCAUAUGUGUCACCUAUUAUGUAAUAAUUGGUGACCAAUUUGAUAGGAUAUUUGCCACAUUUUAUGGAUCACACUUUUGCUAUAACUGGUAUCUCAAUCGACACUUUAUUAUACCUGUUAUAGGAAUUGGUUUCAUAUGGCCGAUGUGUUACUUUAAAAAUCUGGAGUUUCUCAAACAUUUCAACAUUUUAGGAAUCAUUGCAAUGCUUUAUGUGGUGUUUCUGAGUGUCUAUGAAUACGCUAUGUUAGACAAAAAGCCCGGAGAUAUAAAGCCAGUUCCCGACAGUGCAUUUGCUGUAUUAGCUGCCAUACCAGUGGUGAGUUUGGCCUAUCAGACCCACGAACUGGUUGUACCGGUGAAUGCGUGUCUAAAGGAGCGCACAAUAACUAACUUUUCCAAAUCUACGGGUCUGGCGCUGACAUUACUGUUUUUCUUGUAUUGUAUUUGCGGUACUUUUGGAUAUUUGACGUUUGGCUCUACGGUUAGCGCUGACAUUAUGCAAAUGUAUAAUGCUGAGGAUCCCAUUGUUGUAAUCGGCAUAUUAGCACUAGUCGUUAAAAUGAUAACCACUUACCCGCAAAUUGUUUUAUGUGGACGGGAUACUUUUUAUAGGCUACUGGUGCCCACACAGGCAUCAUUGAAUUUGCAAAAUGAGGCGAACAUACCUUUACCGACCAAAGAGUUUUGGCACCGAAUCUCUAUAACUACCGCAUGGAAUGUGUCGGCACUUAUAUUAGCGGUACUGACGCCUGACAUCACGAUUGCUAUCGGAUUUUUAGGUGCUAUCGGCGCCUGUAAUUCAUUCAUAUUUCCCGGCAUUUGUAUGAUAUGUUUAGCCAAACGACAACUGAAAAACUCAUUUAAUCCGCAAAAAGUCUCAAUGAUUGCACUUUUUAUUUACGGUGUGUUUAUCACUACAAUGGGCGCAACAAUGUCUACAAUUGUCAUCAUUAGAGCUAUUUAUGAUUUAUCUACAAAUAGUGAAAGCAUUGAAUUAUGUCAACUGUAA
Molecule: messenger RNA, 1647 nt
Organism: Oppia nitens
Lineage: Eukaryota; Metazoa; Arthropoda; Arachnida; Sarcoptiformes; Oppiidae
Product: sodium-coupled neutral amino acid transporter 7-like
Exons: 3
Coding region: 1-1647 (548 amino acids)
Biological process (GO): amino acid transmembrane transport
Molecular function (GO): amino acid transmembrane transporter activity
Source: RefSeq, a predicted model, not a curated record